AUGGUUAUCUUGGACCCAUCCCCAGUCGGCAGAGGCAUGUUCUUCUUGGUUGAUAACGACUGGAGAAACAUCCGCAACACGCUGACACCGUCAUUCACCGCAGCUAAAAUGAAAUAUAUGUCUCCACUGAUCAACGAGUGUUGUGAUACUCUACUUACAAGUAUCAGCAAUGCACGAAGUGAAGGCAAGGCCAUCGACUGCAGAGCGUUGUUUGGUGGCUUCACCAUGGACGUGAUUGCGUGCUGUGCCUUCGGUCUGAGUGUGAACUCCCAACAGGACAAGGAUGAUCCGUUUGUCCAGAAUGCUAAGCUUCUCUUAGACGGCAGGGGCUUCAGAAGUAUUUCGGCCUUUAUUCUGUCUUCCUUUCCAUUCCUGGCACCCGUGUUUGCUUACUUCAGAGUUGGCUUAUUUUUCGACCCAUCGGCUGUGAAGUUUUUCCUUGGAGUGACGGAGUCUGCGCUCAAGAUGCGCAAUGAGGAGGGUGGCAAAUCCUCCAAACGUAUUGAUCUCUUGCAACUGAUGCUGAAUGCUCACAAUGACACUGAUGUCGAUCAGGAAGACACGCCCGUCCCAGGGGACGGCCCAGAAAGGGGCGUGAUCCAACGCAAGCCCCUGUCAACCAGAGAUAUUAUGGCUCAGGCGGUUCAGUUCUUCCUGGCUGGGUACGAGACCACGAACACGCUUCUGACCUUCACUGCUUUCGUGCUGGCUACCAACCAAGAUGUGCAAGAGAAACUGCACGCAGAGAUUGACAACCUUGAUCCCACGAAAGGCAACCUCGGCUAUGACGUCAUCGGCAAGAUGGAGUACCUGGACAUGGUGAUCAGUGAAACACUGCGCAUGUAUCCCCCGUUAGCCUUUCUUAACCGGGUCUGCAAUGAGACAGUAUGUUGCGAUGGCCUCGUCAUUGAAAAAGACAUCCACGUGUUAAUUUGCGUCUGGAACCUUCAUCAUAGCGAGGAAUACUGGAACAACCCGUACAAAUGUGAUCCUGAAAGGUUCAGCCCUGAGAACAAGGCCUCCAUCAAACCGUACACCUACCUGCCGUUUGGCUUCGGUCCAAGAAUCUGCUUCGGCAUGCGCUUUGCCUUGCUGGAAGGCAAGAUGGCGCUGGUCCGUAUGCUGCAGCAGUAUCGUGUCGAUGUCUGCUCUGAAACCGAGAUUCCGGUUCCGCUUAGCAAGACUGGACUUAUUGCUCCCAAGAAGCUGAUGUUAAACAUCCUGCCGAGAAACUAG
This is a messenger RNA of Patiria miniata (bat star), 1236 nucleotides long. RefSeq names its product cytochrome P450 3A29-like. The record is from RefSeq and is a predicted model, not a curated record. NCBI's taxonomy places the organism in Eukaryota, Metazoa, Echinodermata, Asteroidea, Valvatida, Asterinidae. Gene Ontology annotation, molecular function: oxidoreductase activity, acting on paired donors, with incorporation or reduction of molecular oxygen; heme binding; iron ion binding. The transcript is spliced from 9 exons. Bases 1 to 1236 code for a protein of 411 amino acids.